Messenger RNA from Ceratotherium simum simum (southern white rhinoceros), 1880 nucleotides. RefSeq names its product V-set and immunoglobulin domain containing 4 (gene VSIG4). Gene Ontology annotation, biological process: negative regulation of complement activation, alternative pathway; negative regulation of interleukin-2 production; negative regulation of T cell proliferation. Lineage: Eukaryota; Metazoa; Chordata; Mammalia; Perissodactyla; Rhinocerotidae. Gene Ontology annotation, molecular function: complement component C3b binding. The record is from RefSeq and is a predicted model, not a curated record.
UGCUCACAUGACUUGUGCUGAAAUAGGGAAGGAAGGGGAAUGUGAGGUGGGACAGGGAGUCCAAAUGAGAGAUAUAGGGAAGGAAGGGAAGUAAGCGGGCACAGACGCUGGUAGCCAUCAGGAGUUCAAGCCUCUUUAACAGAAGGAGACUGGAAGAAAGGACAGAAGUGGCUCUGGCAUUGAUGGGGCUCUUACUGGACUUUCUACUCCUGGGCCACCUAACGGUGGUAACCUAUGGCCAUCCCAUCCUGGAAGCACCUGAGAGUGUCACAGGGCCUUGGAAAGGGGAUGUGAAUAUUCCCUGCACCUAUGGUCCUCUGCAAGGUUACACUCAAGUCUUGGUAAAGUGGUUGGUACAACGUGGUUCAGACCCAGUCACCAUCUUCCUACGUGACUCCUCUGGAGACCAUAUCCAGCAAGCAAAGUACCGGGGCCGCCUGCAUGUGAACCACGAGGUUCCGGGAGAUGUGUCCCUUCAACUGAAUAUCCUGGAGAUGGAUGACCAGAGCCACUACAUGUGUGAAGUCACUUGGCAUACCCCUACUGGCAACGAAGUAGUGAGAGAUAAGAUCAUUGAGCUCCGCAUCCAGAAACUCUCUGUUUCCAAGCCCACAGUGACGACUGGCAGUGGCUACGGCUUCACAGUGCCCCAGGGAAUGAGGAUUAGCCUUCAAUGCCAGGCUCGGGGUUCUCCUCCUAUCAGUUAUGCUUGGUACAAGGAACAAAUUCACGACCAAGAACCCAUCAAAGUAGCAGCCUUGAGUACCUUACUCUUCAAGCCUGCAGAGGUGGCCAACUCGGGCUCCUAUUUCUGUACUGCCAAGGGGCGGGUAGGCUCUGAGCAGCGCAGCGACAUUGUGAAGCUUGUGGUCAAAGACUCCUCAAAGCCACUCAAUGACAAUACUGAGGCACCUACAACUAUGCAAUACCCUAUUGUCAUUGCAACAUCCACAGAGAACCCACCCUGGGGCUUGACCACUGAAGUGGAUGGCUACCUUGAGAAGACCAGUGCUGGGUCAGGAAGGAGCCUGCCUAUCUUUGCCAUCAUUCUCAUCAUCUCCCUGUGCUGUGUGGUGGUCUUCACCAUGGCUUAUAUCGUGCACUGCAGGAAGACAUCCCAACAGGAGCAUGUCUAUGAAGUGGCCAGGGUGCAUGCCAGGGAUGCCAAUGACUCUGGUGAAACCAUGAGGGUGGCCAUCUUUGCAAGUGGCUGCUCCACUGAAGAGCCAGCUUCCUGGACUCUGGACAACGACUACUCUGAGGACCCCUGCCUGGGCCAGGAGUACAAGAUCAUCGCCCAGAUCAACAGUGACUACGCUUGUUUGCUGCAUACAGUUCCCCCAGAUUAUGGGCAUCUGGCUACCGAUAGCAAGAGUGUCUGCUAAAAAUGCCUACUAGGCCAGGGUCUGCUGACAUAAUUGCCUAUUCAGCCCUUGCCUUCUGCAUGGCCCCCUUCCUUGCUACUUCUCUUCCUGGAUAACACAACAUGUCUUCCUUGCCAACAUUGGGGUCCCUAGAAGUGACUGGUUUUUCCUAAAAAGUUACCAUAUGUACCUAAAGCAAGUCUGCUGCUGGGUUAGGCCCUAGGCCCUUCUAACAUCCCUGCCUGUGGCUUCCGCUGCUUCUCUCCAAACACCAGAGGGAAGUGCCCAUAACACGAGGACGUGAUCAUCAUGCCUCCAGAAACCACUCAACUUUGGCCUCUUUCCACCAGAAGACCAGAGGGAGGAUCAGCUCUGCCAGCUCAGGGGACCAGCUGUGUCCAGGAUCACUUCCCUUUCUCCAGGACCAGAUAGCUUUUGAGAUUGUCAUAUAGCAAGCCAGGGUUCAGUUCUGCUCCUGCACUGUGAGUCUAGUGCUCUGGUACUCUUUUUGUACUC